AUGUCGAAUUGUAUUUUAUUAAACAAUAUUGAACAAACUAAUGAAGAUUCAUUGAAAUCAUUUCGAGUUCGUCCACGAAUAAAAAACUUACGUUCAAAAUCCAAACCAUCUGGAUCAGGAGUACCAGCAACAUCGGCGUCAAUAUCUACUACUAGUGAACGUACAUUAUCUACUUCUACUUCAAGUCCUCAAGUACAAGAUUCUAGACGUCAUGAUAUUAAUGUGAGAACUCAACUUGCAGGACAUUUAACAGGUAUUCGUCAUGCUGGAUUGAAAAGAAUAUGUGCAGCAUUAAAUUUACCACCACCAUUGGAAGAAGGACGUCACAACAAACAUGAUAAAGAAUUAUUACAAGUAGUCCGAAAAUUCGCCAACGAAUCCAUGUCAACAGCCAUGCAAGAAGCUAUUGAUGUUGCCAAAAGCACUGAUAUUACAGUUAGUGGUGACGGCACAUGGCAAACAAGACGCUUCUCUAGCAAGCAUGGUGCUGCUGACUUGUUAUCAACAUGUGAUUCUCCGAAAGUCGUUGACAUUGAGACAUGUUCAAAAACAUGUAACGUUUGUACAGGUGCCAAAAGCUUAUUACAAUUAGGAACACCAGAAGCUCGAGCAAAAUAUGACCAAAUUAUCAUCAAUCAUAAUUGUGGAAAAAAUUUCUAUGAACCUUCUGGCAAUAUGGAAGCGUCAUGCAUCUUAAGAAUGUUUCGAAGGUCUCAAAAGAAAUAUGGUGUUCGUUACGUAAAAUAUGUCGGAGAUGGAGAUUCAAAAACAUUUUCUAAACUAAAGAAAGAAACACCUUACAAAGGAAUAGAAAUACAGAAAAUUGAAGAUAUCAAUCAUUUUGGAAAACAUCUAAAACGUGCUCUUGAAAAAAUUAAACGACAAUGUGAUAAAACGAUGUUAUCAGAUGGAAAACGAAUAGGUGGAAAAGGACGUCUUACAACAAUCAAAGAUACAACUGAUGAAGAAACACCUAAUGUAUCUGAUGCUGAUGAUGUUAGUGAAACAUCUGAUCAACAAAAUGAAAAAAAAAAUAAUGAUGAUGAAAGCGGGCAUGGUGAAGAUCUUUAUUAUAAUCCAAAAAGUGGGAAAUGGACGGACUCGGACGACGACAACUAA
Rotaria sordida is the source of this 1119-nucleotide messenger RNA. The record is from the annotation of a GenBank genome assembly. Lineage: Eukaryota; Metazoa; Rotifera; Eurotatoria; Philodinida; Philodinidae.